CUCUUUUGUUGGGCGAGCAUCACACACCUCAACAAAGGGAGCAUAGUUAUGGCGCACAAGAAAGAUUCGUCAUCCGUUGCCACGUCAGCUGGUCCGGCGGCGGAGAAGGGUCUGAAGAUCAUCGGAGCUGGUAAGCAGGAACGUGACAGCAGUCGCACAACACCAGCAUCCGUGCGUGUGCAUGCGUGUAGGUUACGGGCGCACCGGGUGGGUGGAUGCACAGGCAGAUGAUAUACUCCAUCAUCUCUUUUAGCAGUGGGUGAUUCGCUUGCAGGACCUUCUCUCUCAAGAAUGCUCUGGAGCAGCUGGGCUACCCGUGUUACCACAUGGCGGAGCUAUUCGCCAACCCUGCAAGGAUGCCCGUGUGGCGGGAGAUCACGAGGAAGAACGGCAAGGGCGUUGACUGGGACGCCGUCUUCGACGGCUUCACAGCAACAACCGACUGGCCCGCUGCGCCCUUCUUCGAUGAGCUCUUCCAGGCAUACCCCGACGCAAAGGUGAGCACUCACAUGGAGAGAGAUGCCUGGCUGGCUGGUCUCAUUUCAGGUCUGUUGUGUCUGCCUUGCGUGUGAGUGUGCGUGCAGGUGGUUUUGACGGUGAGAGACCCCUCCAAGUGGUACCAAAGCAUCCGACAGUACGCCACUCAUGCAGAUGCACGCACGCCACUCAACACACACGAGACAAGGGCUCUCUGAGGACAUCUGCCGGCCGGCCUCUCUCUCUGGUUGUGCAGGACGGUCAUCAGUUUCCGGAAGCACCGCAAGUCGCCCAUCUACCGACUGGGUCUGCGCCUCUGCCCCAUCUUUGUUUUGCGCGAGUUCCAGCGGAUGUGGCACGAGCUGCAGCUGGCCCGCCCAUUCACCGACGCAUUUGACUUCGACGAGAUGACCGAGGAGGGCACCGUGGCCAUGUUCAACCAGUGGACACAGCACGUCAAGGAGACUGUCCCGCCACAACAGCUGCUCGUGUACGAGGUGGGCAAGGAUCUCACCCCGAGGCACGCUCACAUGUCCUCACUGCGCGUGCCUGUGUGUGUGUGUGUGUGUGUGUGUGUCGAUCAGGUGAGGGACGGUUGGGGCCCGUUGUGUGCUUUCCUAGGCCAUUCCAUCCCCUCCACACCCUUUCCUAACCUGAAUGACGUCGAGACGUGGAAGCGAAGGGCGCCGAGUGGGGAGAGACUGCUGUAUGGCAUUGGCUAUACUACGGUGGGGCUUGCUGCACUCGCUUCUGUGGGGGUCGCCUGGGCUCUGCUCACUGCUGUAGGAGCAGCUGCUCGAGCAAAGACACGGGCGUAGAGAGAAGACAGCUGUGUGUACGUGUGUGUGUAGUGCUUUGUCAUGUCAUGUACAUUAUGGGCAGGUAGGUGAUCUAAAUGGAUGGAUGGGAUGGAUGGUGUGUGUGUUCCUGCGGUUUAUGCUUUCAGUGACGCAGGUCACUGCGUGAACGUCAGGAUGUGCCGGCCAGUCGAAAAGACAGACACAGUCUUGCUUGGG
Vitrella brassicaformis is the source of this 1493-nucleotide messenger RNA. Lineage: Eukaryota; Vitrellaceae. The record is from the annotation of a GenBank genome assembly.